Molecule: messenger RNA, 2419 nt
Organism: Anneissia japonica
Lineage: Eukaryota; Metazoa; Echinodermata; Crinoidea; Comatulida; Comatulidae
Product: fibropellin-3-like
Exons: 3
Coding region: 191-703 (170 amino acids)
Biological process (GO): heterophilic cell-cell adhesion; establishment or maintenance of epithelial cell apical/basal polarity
Cellular component (GO): plasma membrane; protein-containing complex
Source: RefSeq, a predicted model, not a curated record
AAUAUUAUCAAAUGAGUCUUAUGGGCGAAUAAUUUAUGUCCUGUCUAAAUUAUCGACGGUACGGUACCGUAGUUGUUAUCAUAAUCGGUAGUGUUUCAUCAUCGAUUUUGUGGAUGUUGUCCAAACAAUGGAAAUCGCAUUCGACACGGAUUUUCACAAGCAGGCGGCUAAUAUUUCGAUUCUCCUGUAGAUGGAUAUUAUAGGAUGUAGUUUUAAGGCGAUCAUGUCUAUAUCUAUCCUUCUCUUCCUUUCAAUACUUCUUCCUCUAAGCCUAGGCCAAGGAGCAUGUGAUCCAAACCCGUGUCUGAACGGAGGCACUUGCCGACCUGGAUUGCGGAAACCUUAUUACUGUGUCUGUUUGGCUGCAUAUCUGGGUGUGCACUGUGAGACCUCUCGUCGGAUUUACUGCGAGGAAUCCCCGUGUGAAAACGGGGCUACAUGCGUGACAGUUAAAAACGGUGGAUAUUGCAAGUGCGCUAAUAACUAUUGGGGAACAAAUUGUGACAUACGACUUGAUUCAGCAGAUGGAUACACGGUUGGUACGAUAAUUUCUAUGACCGCAGGAUCAACAAUAGGUAUUGUGUCGUUAUGUAUAUGUAUCGGGUAUGUCAACUACAAGUUCUGCUGCGGGGAAACCAACAAGUCCCGUCCAAUCAACCAGCCCAUAGACCUCAACGAUGAAUUUACAAUUAUGGACGCUUAGCAAAAUAGGUGGAAAUACUUAUCUGUAACAAGAUUGGUCAAAAAACAUCACAUGACCCGACGAAAUAACGCUAAAGUUGUUCUAGCGUCAUAGUCGGGUGGGUGCGAAACGGUCGGCGAUUACGUAUUAAUGUUAAUAUCUCAUUGGGUUGUACAAUCGAAUAUUUACUACAGACUGUUUAUAUUUUAAUAGACAAAUGGAUGAGCAUAAGCUCGGAAAAUAGUAUGAAGUUAGCUUCUGAGAUAGUUACAAAAAGACAGAUAGUAUUCAUUUUAAAUUCGUCAAUAAACCGAACUAUUUUUCUUGUAAUACAGUGACUGCAGUACAGAUUAUGUCUUCCUUCGUACAUGGAGUCAUAUUUCUAUGCUAUUUGGAUAUGAUUUCAGCUACAAGUCAUAAAGACGGUGCCAAGACCAGAUAUUUAUGGAUGUGAUUUGAGUGUCCUAUAUCUCAUCGGCCAGAUAAAAUCAAUUCUUGAAACUAUUAAUUAUGAAAUCUGUUUUAAAAAAGUAUCGUUGAAAUAUUUUAAAUGAUUGAAAAUUAUUUCCAUAUUCCUGCAAAUUAAUAAGCCCUUCAGUGGUAUCGACUGCGCAUGAAUCUCAAAGGUCAUGGCACAUAAAGACUCAAAUUCAGAUAUUUAUUACGUUAAAAUGUCAGUGUGUCUUGGCCUAUGCAAAUUUAAAGGAAAAAACAUACAGGUUAAACUUAAAUUACACAUCAAGCCCUAAACAUCUAGCAUGACUUACACAAGCCCUAAACACUCAACGGUUUACAGUAUAAUGAAUAUUCAAAAAAUUUUCAUCAAGCGAAUAAUGCAACCAAUUUUCAACAACAAAAAGGCAAACAAUACAUACGCGUAAAAUGUGUUUGUUUAAAGAAUUUGAACUUCGACAUAGCCAUACGUAUUUGAAACUAUGAGAAGGCUUAUUGUAUUGUUUGUUUCACUAUUAUGGAAAGGAUACAAUGCAUAUUAAUAAAACAGAAGUUCCAUUUGAUGAAUUCGAAACCAUGCAAGCAAUGGAUUUAAUUGAAUGAUAGGAAGAAAAUUCGUUUUAAUGAGGACUGAGCUACAUAAAUGAAAUAUAGUUUGACUAUACGUUACGUCAAAAUAUUUCCAUAGAUAACGAUGACAACGACGAUAUUCAUGAUUUAUUUAUAUAUAUGCAUUAUACUAAGAAAUUAGGCAGGCCUAUAUUAACGUGCGCUUAUUCUGUAUGAUCCUUCUUACUUUUAAAAACGAAUCUGAGUUGCCCAGAAUUUAUUAUCACAUUGUUAUAGUUUGUGGAGUUUUUUUUUUUGGUUUUUUUUGUUUUGUUUUUUUUGUUUUUUUUUUCUGUUUAUACACUCAUUUAAACAUGGAAAUUUUAAGUUAGAUAUUAUAUUGUACGUUGUAAAUAACAGAUACUGUAUGGAGAUUUAUGAAAGUCAAAUCAAUCUUGCCUAAAGAUCAACCAUCUAUCUUAUGCACAAUUUUGUCGCCAUUGCUUUUUAUAAUUUUUAAUCUAGAUAAUUUCCGAGUCGAUGGAUGUGCAAUUAAUUGAUAAUACAAAUGUAUGUUUUAAAGUAUCAUGAUUUAAAUAGACAUAAGAUAAACUCACUAUAGAUAAUGUAUCGUUGUGUAAAAUUCGGAAAGUGUUAUAUAAGUUAAUAUGAUUAUGCUUCGAUCUUCUUUGUCUAUUUUAAAGUUAAGCUUUUUAAUAAAAUUAACCUGAACAA